UUUAUCAAAAUUCACACAGUCGCAUAAAUUUUAGAACGUAAUAUAUUCCGGAUCAAGUCGAAAUGACACAGGGGCCGAACGAUUUUAAGCUGCCCAGCGGCGUCUUUGAUAUUAGCAAGGAUGUAGAGCGUUUAAUGGGCAAUACCAACGAGGACUUGGCAAAGUUUCGCGAGCAGGUGAAACACCUGAUGGACAACGUGGGCGAAGUGGUGGCGGAAAACCUGCAGCUCCGCCAGGAGUUGGGCAGACACAAGCUGGCUGAUACAAGAAAGACUGGCGGUGUUGAGGAGAUCCAGCAACGAAGUCAAAUGACCGAAGAAGCCUUGGCCAAUGCUUUGAAACAGAUCGAUUUACUGCGCAAGGAGCGGUGCAGCCUGAAGAGUAUUCAGGAGUGCUCACAGCGUACCAUCGAUAACAUGGAGCAGGAGCUGAAGAACUACAGGAGGCAGCUGAACGAGCCAGGCGAGGACCAGAUCAUCAAGAAGUACGCGAAAGCUAUUAAAAUGCUGGAAGAAAAGAUUGCCAGGCAAAAGGAGGAUCUACUCACACAGGGAGAGAUGAUCAAAAUUCUGCACGAGCAUAAGCAGCGCAACGGCAUGCAGAUCGAGGAGAUGCAGGCGAAGCUACAGAAGAAUGAACUCUGUUCGGUCACCAUAAACGAAAACUCAACGGAAAUUUCCAACUUGAAGAAGCAGCUCAAUGACUACGAGCAGCGCCUGCAGCACACUCAACAGCUGCUCAGGGAGAGCAACAAGCGGGAGAAUGCGGCCAUGAAAAAGGUACAAGAAGCCCUCAGUUUGAGCGAGUCGGCGGUACGGGAAAAGGCCGAGGCGGAGAAACGUUCCGAAGCCAUCAAAGAAGAGAUGACCCAGCUGGCCAGCAACCUGGGUGUCAUUCUGCAGGAGGAAGGCAAACGUGUGGACAUCGAGGUGGCCACGUUAAGGUCCAUGCAGCGCGAGAAGCUCAAACAGGAUAAGGCAGAGCACAUGGCGGAUAUGCAAGCGCUGCAGACACGCUACAAUCGAUUGGAGAAAAAGUACAAUGAGGUUGUCGAUCAGUAUGACAAAAUCGAUGCUGAGCUGGAGGACACCCGCGGUCGGCUGAGCGAGCUGAAAGACAUCGACCAAAAGCAGAAAUCUUCCGAGCUAAGAAUCAACGAGAGUCGACUGAAGGACUACAUGGAGCACCACAGACACAAAACCGCAGAGUACAAGGAGACUGUCAAGGAUCUAACGAUAAGGUUUCAGGCCGAAGUGCGACGACUCAUGGAUAUGAACUCGGAGCUGAAGGCCGAAAUACAAAUUUUAAAGGGUGAAGGCGGCAGAGGGAACACCAUUUAGCAGGCACUAGAACGCUUUACAAG
Messenger RNA from Drosophila guanche, 1363 nucleotides. RefSeq names its product trichohyalin. The record is from RefSeq and is a predicted model, not a curated record. The transcript has 5 exons. Lineage: Eukaryota; Metazoa; Arthropoda; Insecta; Diptera; Drosophilidae. Bases 63 to 1340 code for a protein of 425 amino acids.